This is a messenger RNA of Clonostachys byssicola, 336 nucleotides long. The record is from the annotation of a GenBank genome assembly. NCBI's taxonomy places the organism in Eukaryota, Fungi, Ascomycota, Sordariomycetes, Hypocreales, Bionectriaceae.
AUGGCUUGCAUCGGCGAGAGCAACUGCCGGGUACUGCCCGUGGAUUUCGGUCCUAAGGUCGCUUUUGGCAGCCCUACGGGGAGCGAGUUCGAUUCUUGCGGCGACGAAUCCGAUAUUCCUUGUGCCAUGCUUAUCAGUCGCCUGCCCGCUACAGCGUUGCAGGAUAUCGCAAACAGGCCGUCACCGACUAAGCCGUCUGGUUCAACAAAGAGCCCUAUCAAGUCUACGGCUCUCACCGUCCGACGCACAAAGACGAAGGAUGAGAAUAAGACGAAGGAUGAGAAUGUUCGGACCGCGUACGGCGAGAUGAGCGGGCCACCCCAUCCGGAUGUUUAG